AUGGCUCUACAGGUCCAGGUCCUCCAGAACCUCCGGACGGCUCGUCUCCUGCGAUUGGUCCGCGUGGCCAGGAAGCUGGACCGCUACUCUGAGUACGGCGCCGCCGUGCUCUUCCUCCUCAUGUGUACCUUCGCCCUCAUCGCCCACUGGCUGGCCUGCAUCUGGUACGCCAUCGGCAGCGUGGAGAGGAGCGGCUCCAUUGGCUGGCUGCACACCCUGGGGGACCAGCUGGGGAAGACCUACAACAGCUCCGUCAUGGGCUCUGGACCCUCCAUCAAGGACAAGUACAUCACAGCGCUGUACUUCACCUUCAGCAGCCUGACCAGCGUGGGCUUCGGAAACGUUUCCCCCAACACCAACUCAGAGAAGAUCUUCUCCAUCUGCGUCAUGCUCAUAGGAUCCCUGAUGUACGCCAGUAUCUUCGGCAACGUGUCGGCCAUCAUCCAGCGCCUGUACUCGGGGACGGCCCGGUACCACACCCAGAUGCUCCGGGUCCGCGAGUUCAUCCGGUUCCACCAGAUCCCCAACCCGCUCCGGCAGCGGCUGGAGGAGUACUUCCAGCACGCCUGGUCCUACACCAACGGCAUCGACAUGAACGCCGUUCUGAAGGGGUUCCCCGAGUGCCUCCAGGCGGACAUCUGCCUGCACCUGAACCGGACCCUGCUCCAGAACUGCAAGGCCUUCAAGGGGUCCACGAAGGGCUGCCUGAGGGCCCUGGCCAUGAAGUUCAAGACCACCCACGCCCCCCCAGGGGACACGCUGGUCCACGCCGGGGACGUCCUCACCGCGCUGUACUUCAUCUCCAGGGGGUCCAUCGAGAUCCUGAGGGGCGACGUGGUGGUGGCCAUCCUGGGAAAGAACGAUAUCUUCGGCGAGCCCAUCAACCUGUACAUGCGGCCCGGCAAGUCCAACGCCGACGUCCGGGCGCUGACCUACUGCGACCUGCACAAGAUCUCCAGAGAGGACGUCCUGGAGGUGCUGGACAUGUACCCGGAGUUCACCGACCACUUCUGGAGCAACCUGGAGAUCACCUUCAACCUGCGAGACACCAACAUGAUCCCCGGCUCCCCGGGCAGCGGCGGCUUCAGCAAGUUACGCCGCCGCAAGUUAUCCUUCAGGAGACGCACGGAGACAGAUGACGCCGAUGCCGGAGAGGUCAAGACCUCCCCCAGGUCUGUGAGGCGGAGACGCAGAGAGACCACCGGCAACCACAGACAGGAAGUGGAGCCUCCGUCGCAGGAGCACCGCGGCGGCGGCUCGGGGUCCUCGCAGUCCAGCGGAGUCGAGGGGGGGGACUCGAUGGGGUCCACGCUGGCUCCUCCCCUGGAGAACCCUCACACAUCCAGGAGCUACAGCGAGACCACCGAGGCCGACGCAGACCCCCAGACCGGCAACACCUGCAACGCCCUGUCAGGAGCCUUCUCUGGCGUGUCCCACAUCUUCAGCUUCUGGGGGGAGGGGCGGGGGGGCGCUCACUACCAGGAGGUGCCCAGCUGCAGCCGGACCCCCCCCCCGACCCUCAGCACGCCGCUGCACGGCCUGAGCCGGCAGCAGCGCGGCCAGUUGGACGCACGCCUGGACCUGCUGCAGAAACAGCUCAACAGGAUGGAGAGCCGCAUGUCCACGGACAUCGGAGCCAUCAUGCAGCUGCUGCAGAGACAGAUGGCCUUGGUUCCCCCAGCCUACAGCGCCCUGUCCCCCCCGCCCCCUCAGGUCCUGGACUCGCACCUCGAGGAGUUCCCCUCGCUGAUGAACCCCAACCGGGCCCGGCACCUGGACCUGGACUUGGACCUGGAGCUGGGACUGGGACUGGGACUGGGCCCAAGGACGGGGGUCUUCUCAGACUAUGCUGGGGUCGGGCCGGCAGCUGGACCGUCUUCCCCGGACCCUGAACCCCAAAGAAGGCUCACCCUGCAACAGUCACAGGCCCCCCUGGACCCACGGACACCUCAGUGACACGACUCUGACCCCCGGGGGGCAACGGGGGACUGAAGACCCCAAAACCCUCAGACCCUCAGACCCUUUAGGCCGCUGGACCUUCACCUCCGACAUUAAGAGACAUUUUACUUGGAGACAGUGAAGCCAGGCGGGGGAGUGGGGUGGGGGGGUGGGGGGGUAGAGGCCCCCCACCCCCCCACCCGUCAUGGAGCCACCUGAGCUCCACAGCGCUACAACCUUUAACCAAAAGAGGAGCACAUGACUGCUGUCCUGUAGGAGGAUCCCUUUACUGCUGUAGACCAAGACCACCGAGACCACCAAGACCACUAAGACCAAGACCACCAAGACCACAAGUAGCCAUGUACCAGUCGUCUUGCACUGAAUGAUUCUCUUCUUUAUGUCCGCGGCGCUUCCGAAAAAACUCUCAAACCUGUUGGUGAACUGUAUGUUAGCUGGUCUAACAGGAACCUGCUGUCCUGGUCCUGGUCCCCCCCCCCCCCACACACACACACACACACUGGAUUGGCUGGUCUGGGAACUGGAGGG
Molecule: messenger RNA, 2484 nt
Organism: Pseudoliparis swirei
Lineage: Eukaryota; Metazoa; Chordata; Actinopteri; Perciformes; Liparidae
Product: potassium voltage-gated channel subfamily H member 2-like
Exons: 13
Coding region: 1-1956 (651 amino acids)
Biological process (GO): potassium ion transmembrane transport; regulation of heart rate by cardiac conduction; membrane repolarization during action potential
Cellular component (GO): membrane
Molecular function (GO): inward rectifier potassium channel activity
Source: RefSeq, a predicted model, not a curated record